AUGGUGGGAUGCUGCUACGACUCCAAUCCAAACAACUGCCGAUUCGAAACCACCUGUUAUGACGGUAGCAAGGUCAAGGCUACCCCCUCUCUGGCCCUCUUGGACAACAAUUUUGACGUUCUUUGCACUCGCGGAUCCAACUCAGCCUGUGUUACCUGGACAUACCCAGAACUCGAGAUCACUGAUUACGGAUGUGGGCCAACUGCUACUCUCCAGGAAAUCUAUUUGACGGCUUCCACAUCGCAAUUGGAAUAUAGAAGUGUGACGGGCUACUUUUAUUACACCACUAUUGCAACCGUGGAUCCUAUAACCGUAAAUGGUGCGUUCAUUAGCAGUUACGGAAGUGGCGUCAGGUCUGCAAGUUCGAUCACUGAGACAGGGGCCCCGAGAUCUUCAACUUCGGGACUCUCAGGCACAAGCCGAGCGACAACUACUGUGAAUCAUCCAAGCGAGAACGGGAGCCGAGAGAGUUCCAACACCUCUAAUACAGGUGCCAUAAUUGGUGGUGUGGUGGGUGGCGUGGUGGGCCUAGGUUUCAUUAUUGGCGCAUUUUGGGCAUGCCUGUGGUAUUCUAGAAAGAAGAAGCACAAUCUUCAAGGCACAUCCCCGUCAUUUCCAGUCCAGCCAUCAAUGCAACCUAUACCACCUGUCCUGGCUGAAGCUGAGGGAACUCUGGGGAGGCCCGUACAAAGAUAUUCUGCGGUUGGUGGGCCACACGACCCCCCACCAUAUAUUCCUGAACUUCCAGUGAACGACAUAUACAUGAAGUCGCAUGAGAUGGAUUCGCAUAAGUCUGUUGCCGAGCUACCUACAGGGCGUCGAUAUCAAUGA
This is a messenger RNA of Penicillium maclennaniae, 831 nucleotides long. RefSeq lists its product as uncharacterized. NCBI's taxonomy places the organism in Eukaryota, Fungi, Ascomycota, Eurotiomycetes, Eurotiales, Aspergillaceae. The transcript has a single exon. Bases 1 to 831 code for a protein of 276 amino acids. The record is from RefSeq and is a predicted model, not a curated record.